Pleuronectes platessa (European plaice) is the source of this 6594-nucleotide messenger RNA. It is a transcript of the gene ptch2, whose product is annotated as patched 2. Lineage: Eukaryota; Metazoa; Chordata; Actinopteri; Pleuronectiformes; Pleuronectidae. Bases 12 to 4472 code for a protein of 1486 amino acids. The transcript has 23 exons. Gene Ontology annotation, molecular function: smoothened binding; hedgehog family protein binding; hedgehog receptor activity. Gene Ontology annotation, biological process: smoothened signaling pathway. The record is from RefSeq and is a predicted model, not a curated record. Gene Ontology annotation, cellular component: plasma membrane.
AGACUCGGACCAUGGCCUCGGAUCACGGGGUCCCGGGGGCCGGCGUCUUUGGAGAUUUACCCCCGAGUUAUGCGCGCUCUCAGCCGCCCGCGAACCCAGAACUUGUCCGGAGACCCAGCUACUGCCACGCUGCUUUCGCACUUAAACAGAUCUCUAAGGGUAAGGCGGUAGGUCAGAAAGCUCCUCUGUGGAUCCGGGCGAGGUUCCAGGCCCUCCUGUUCUCUCUGGGCUGCCACAUCCAGAGGCACUGUGGGAAGGUCCUCUUUAUUGGACUCUUAGUAUUCGGGGCUCUGUCUGUGGGGCUCCGAGUCGCAGCCAUCGAGACGGACAUCGAGCAGCUAUGGGUGGAAGCUGGCAGUCGGGUGAGUACAGAGCUUCGCUACACCAAGGAGAAGCAGGGAGAGGAGUCAGUAUUUACCUCACAGAUGCUUAUCCAGACCCCCAAAGAAGAGGGCACCAGUAUUCUUACCCAGGAGGCCUUGCUGGUCCACAUGGAGGCUGCUGUGUCUGCUAGCAAGGUCCAGGUGUCGCUGUUUGGAAAAUCAUGGGAUCUUAACAAAAUAUGCUAUAAAUCAGGAGUUCCUAUUAUUGAAAAUGUCAUGAUUGAAAGGAUGAUUGACAAGCUAUUUCCCUGUAUGAUAAUCACCCCAUUGGACUGUUUUUGGGAAGGGGCCAAACUACAGGGAGGCUCCGCCUAUUUACCGGGUAUGCCGGACAUCCAGUGGAUGAAUCUUGAUCCAGUCAAGCUGAUGGAGGAGCUCAGUCAGUUCACUUCACUGGAAGGAUUUAAGGAGAUGUUGGACAAAGCCCAGGUGGGCCAUGCCUACAUGAACAGGUCUUGUCUGGACCCCUCAGACCCCGACUGCCCUCUUAGUGCCCCCAACAAAGACAGAGGAGAGAGUCCUGACAUUGCCAGGCGUCUCCAGGGUGGUUGCCACGGUUUCAGCCGGAAGUUCAUGCACUGGCAGGAGGAGCUGAUCCUCGGUGGGCUGGUCAAAAGCAGCCAGGACACUUUGCUGAGUGCGGAGGCCCUCCAGACCAUGUUCCUGUUGAUGAGUCCGAAGCAGCUGUACGAACACUUUAAAGACGACUACGAGAUCCACGACAUCAACUGGAACGAAGAUAAGGCCACCGCCAUCCUCGAGUCCUGGCAGAGGAAGUUUGUGGAGGUCGUCCAUCAGAGCAUCCCAACUAACUCCAGCCAGUCAAUCCACGCUUUUUCCACCACCACCCUCAACGACAUCAUGAAAUCCUUCUCUGAUGUCAGCGUCAUCAGGGUGGCUGGAGGAUACUUGCUCAUGCUCGCCUAUGCCUGCGUGACCAUGCUGAGGUGGGACUGUGCUAAGUCCCAGGGGGCCGUUGGGCUGGCCGGUGUGCUGCUGGUGGCCCUGUCAGUGGCCGCGGGGCUGGGUCUGUGCUCCCUGCUUGGCCUCUCCUUCAACGCCGCCACCACACAGGUGCUUCCCUUCCUGGCACUAGGGAUCGGUGUGGAUGACAUGUUUCUGUUGGCUCACUCCUUCACAGAAACUGGAACUUGCAUCCCAUUCAAGGACCGGACAGGCGACUGUUUACGUCGCACCGGCACCAGCGUCGCUCUGACUUCCAUAAACAACAUGAUUGCAUUCUUCAUGGCUGCCCUCGUACCCAUCCCGGCCUUGCGAGCUUUCUCCUUGCAGGCGGCCAUCGUGGUUGUGUUUAACUUCGCCAUGGUGCUGCUCAUCUUCCCCGCCAUCCUGAGCUUGGACCUCCACCGACGCGAGGACAAGCGUUUGGACGUCCUCUGCUGCUUGUACAGCCCCGGCUCCAACCGAGUCAUCCACCUCUCCCCGCACGAGCUGUCGGACGCCGGGGAGCAGCCGCACACGCCCACGGCGGCAACGACGCACACGCACCAGUACACUGCUGGGUCCACGAUCACGACCAGCACCCAGAUCACCACCACAGUGCAGGCGUUCACUCAGUGUGACGCAGCAGGACAGCAUAUUGUUACAAUUCUACCGCCUACCUCACAGAUCUCCACUAGCCCAACUUCCAUCAUCAUCUGCCCCACCUCACAGGCUUCAGCCACCAUACCUUCCCCAACCACCUCAGUGCCUGACCCCUACGGCUCCCAGCUCUUCAACCCUACCUCCAGCUCAACCCGGGACCUCCUCGCCCAGGUGAAAGACUCCAAAUCGGGAAAAAAGUGCGUCCCACUCCCUUUCCUAAACUGGAACCUGUCCAGCUUUGCCAGGGAUAAAUACGCCCCUCUGCUCCUCAAUCCGAAAAGCAAAGCCAUUGUGGUGGUCCUCUUCCUUGGUCUCCUGGGCCUCAGCUUGUACGGGACAACAAUGGUGCACGACGGCCUCUACCUGACUGACAUUGUGCCACGCGACACCAAGGAGUAUGAUUUCAUUGACGCCCAGUUCAAGUACUUCUCCUUCUACAACAUGUACCUUGUCACCAUGGAUGGAUUUGACUACGCUCGGUCACAGCGGCUGCUGAUCCAGCUGCACAACGCUUUUAACUCUGUUAGAUGCGUGGUCAGAGACAGCGACGGCAAACUGCCCCGCAUGUGGCUGCACUACUUCCAGGACUGGCUCAGAGGUCUACAGAUGUCUUUUGAUGCUGACUGGCAGGCAGGCAGGAUUACGGCUGACAGCUAUCGCAAUGGCACGGAGGACGGAGCUCUGGCGUACAAACUCCUCAUCCAGACCGGCUCCAAGAAGGAGCCUUUUAACUACAGCCAGCUGGUGUCCCGUCGGCUGGUAGACGCUGAGGGUCUGAUCCCCGCAGAGGUGUUUUACAUUUACCUGACCGUUUGGGUCAGUAACGAUCCUCUGGGCUACGCUGCCUCCCAGGCCAACUUCUACCCCCAUCCCAGAGAGUGGAUUCACGACAAGUACGACACUACCGGGGAGAAUCUGCGCAUCCCAGCUGCAGAGGCCCUCGAGUUUGCCCAGUUCCCCUUCUACCUGAACGGCCUUCGCCAGGCUAGCGACUUUGUGGAGGCCAUAGAGAGUGUGCGGGCCAUCUGUGAUGAGUUCAGCCGCAAGGGCGUGUUCAACUACCCUAACGGAUACCCCUUCCUGUUCUGGGAGCAGUACAUUGGCCUCAGACACUGGUUCCUCCUGGCGAUCAGUGUGGUGCUAGCCUGCACCUUCCUGGUCUGUGCGAUCCUCCUGCUCAACCCCUGGACUGCCGGCAUCAUUGUGUUUAUCUUGGCCAUGAUGACGGUGGAGCUGUUCGGCAUCAUGGGUUUGAUUGGCAUCAAGCUCAGCGCCAUCCCCGUGGUCAUCCUGAUCGCUUCUGUGGGCAUCGGAGUGGAGUUCACUGUUCACAUUGCACUGGGCUUCCUGACAGCGAUUGGCAACCGAAACAAACGCUCGGAGGUGGCUCUGGAGCACAUGUUUGCCCCGGUGGUCGACGGAGCCAUCUCCACGCUGCUCGGCGUUCUCAUGCUGGCAGGGUCCGAGUUUGACUUCAUCAUGAGGUACUUCUUUGCCGUGUUGGUCAUCCUGACAGUGCUGGGCAUGCUGAACGGCCUAGUUCUCCUGCCGGUCCUCCUUUCCAUGAUGGGGCCGCCAUCUGAAGUCACUCUAAUCGACAAUGCCAUCCGGUUGCCCACACCCUCCCCCGAGCCCCAACUCCCGCCACCGAUAACCCACCACGGAUACUAUACGGGCAACCACAACCCGCGGUCGCCCCGUCAGCAAGCGUUUUCAGAGUCAUCGGACUCCGAGUAUUACUCUGAGAUGACCACCACGUCAGGGAUCGGGGAGGAGGAUUAUAAGUACUGUGACCGGAGCGCAUACAUGGAAUCGCACGUCAACGUUCCACCUCCUACGUCUCAUAUACUGCUGGAAGCCAGCAAGAACCCCAGCUUCCCCAAGCUCACGGUGGUGAAGCCGUUCAAAGAAAAUGCAACUGGGAGGAUAGAACCAUUAAAUGAAUCUUUGUACAAUGCACAGUCACCUCUCAGCUCCCAGGUCACGUGCUGGGACGGGAACAAGCGGGAGCAGCAGCCGGGCCUCCAGAGGCCCCAGGCUCAGCCCGGACAACAUUUACCCAGCGACAGAGCUUACUUCCCUGGGAGGACUUGUCAAAGUGGACCCAGGCCUCAUAACGGCAGAGGGCCUCAGCCAAACAGGACUAAAGGGCCAAGCUAUAACAAUAGCACCUCCAACCUGCCGUUGCAACAAGGCUUGACUGGGGGUCCCAUUACUUUGGUUACAGCCACAGCCUCUGUGACGGUGGCUGUGCAUCCGAACUUGCCGGGGGCGGCGUAUCAUGGCUACAUGCAUGAAGGUUUUGACACUGAAAGCGAGUCAGACUGUUUCGAGGCUGCUAAGAGGACUUGUGGUGACAAAACAAACUUUUCUUCAUAUAAGAGAAACUCUAUAGAGAUCCAGGACUUGGAAGAAACACAGACACAGCAUCAGCUCUGCAAGACACAAGGUGGGUUGAGGAUCCAGGCAGCCAAAGAUUGCUAGACUCUCUCACACACACACUGUGCCUUCUGCUUCUUCAAGCCCCUGCCUGCCUCCCGGAGCACCUUGACCCCCACGGGGGCGCCACGCUGCGUCUCCAACUCUCAACUGUAAAUAGACUUCAAAAAGCAACAACAACAACAAAAGAUUUAUUUCAAGGACAUAUUAAGAAACAAAUGACUUGUUUUAAGAAUUAUAUAAAUCUAUGAGUAUAUAUUUUAAUACUAAAAAAGAGCUAUUUAAAGGAGUACUGUAUAACUUUGGUAUACUCUUGUGUAAAAGAUCAGAUGUAAAAGAUUAUUUUUGGGGGGGUGUGGGGGGGCAGUUGAUUUCCCCCCUCCCCCCAUAGUGUAUAGAAUAAGAAAUAUGCUAUAUGUAAAAAGUGUCCACAGAAAGUGAGAUGUUAUUAAGAUAUUAGGCUAUUGAACAUACAUGGUCAGUGUUUUAUUUGUAUUGUUAUGUUUUGUUUUUUUUGCUGCUACACAAUAAUUGUAAGUGAUUUGCCUUAAAAAAAUGCAGUAUCCCCCCCUCGUCUCCCUCCCUCUUACGUCAGUAUACUUAGAGAUUCUGCGUCUGACACACUCUCUUGUAUUUUAGAUAUAGAUAUUCUUAUUGCAGUGUAAUAAGAGCAGAGAAUUACACUGUUUCCUAAACAGCAGUAACCACCGUGCCUUCAGUAAAAUCCCCCCCGUCCUUGCUAAACCGCAGCGUCCAGCUCAGUAUUAUGAUCCCGCUUUCGUGUGAAUAUCAUCUGUUUCGUCCAGACGAAGAGUAGAUUGAUGUUUGUCAGUUAUCACAUUAUGUGUCCACGUCUGGGAAUAUCUUUUUAUGUGAUCAUUCUGUCGACACGCUGGCAGGGUCACUUCUAUUUCAUGUAUCAAUUUUCAUGUUGAGUCUGGCAAUGUCCUCAGUUCUCCGCAGUUUUAAACUACUUGAAGGAGCUAUGAUAAGAUUAUACUUAUUUUCUCUACUGCAGUUUUUGUAAGCUCCACAGCGGUCGAAGUUCACAUUUGUCACUUUGAGACAAACAUGUUUCUCGCCUCCUCGUUUUAUUUUGAAAGGGAAUUAGAAAAAUCCGAAUGCAAAGGGAGUGAUUUUAUUUGUUUUCUGCCUUUUUCUUUUCUUUUGUCUUUGCUGGCUGCUUUCGGGUUGUAACACGUUCAUGCUGUUGUGACCCAGUGCAAUUAUUGCAUCGUGUAAAUAGGCUCAUUCUUGAAUUGUAAUGCUUCCGCCUGCUCCAACUCACUUUCUAAUGUCUCCCUCUGCUUGUUCAUACAAACCUCACAUGUGCCACGCUCUUUCUUUCUUUUGGUUCUUAGGAUUUAUCGUUUAAUUUAAGAUUCUGUCGUUGUUCGUUCAGUAUUGGUCUCAUCACUGCCAGGUUAAAUUGCAGGGAAAAACUUUGCCAAUCAUUUAUUUUUUUCUUUCAUGUCAUUUUUUGUUUUUACAGUGGCAGCUUUUGUUUCUUUUGUUAAAACAGAAGAAGAGUUCAGUAGCUACUCAUCAGAAACGGGCGAAGCACCAUUUGUCACUUCGAUCAGACGGGAGGUGUUGUCAGACAGUGGGGGGGGUUUACGGGGGGGAAGCUCCUGCAUCAGUUUGUAGUUUAUUUCAACAACAAAAAAUUGUUAAUGUCAUGCCAUAUAAAUUAUUUAUAUUAAAAAUUUAUUUUUGUAGUUUGUACAGAUGUUAGUAUUUAGACUGAAGUUAUAUUUUUAAAGAGUAAAUAUAUAUUAUAUAUAAAUAUAUCUAUUUGUUGCAGAGUUUGUUGUUUUUUGUUGUUUCGUUUGCAUUAUUUUUUGGGGGAUUGGGGGAGAUUAUGGGAGGGAGGGGUUGACAACACUUUAGAGCAGAGGCCUUUUGUUUUUUGUUUUUUGUGAAGCGAAGGGUUGGAGGACCAUUAAGGAGAAGGUGUGUAGGAAUGUGUCACUGUUACACCUUGUUUCUAAGUUUUCUUUCGGCCCUUCCUUCUUCAUUGUCAUUUUUUUUUUUUUAUGAUCUUGUCCAUGUCUAAAACACUGUGACUUCUGAAAACUAUGCUCAAGAAAACCCUUAAGUGACCGUUAUGUUCCCUCACCUGCUAUAGAAAUUUAACUAACAAAAUAAAUUGAAUGAAAACAAAGUG